This is a messenger RNA of Aphidius gifuensis, 2962 nucleotides long. RefSeq lists its product as uncharacterized. The transcript has 4 exons. The coding region runs from base 553 to 2538 and encodes 661 amino acids. NCBI's taxonomy places the organism in Eukaryota, Metazoa, Arthropoda, Insecta, Hymenoptera, Braconidae. The record is from RefSeq and is a predicted model, not a curated record.
AGUUGUCCGAUUUUCUUUUAAUUAUUAAUUAUUGUUGACAAAUGACAAGUAAAAUUAAAAUAUAUAAAUAAAAACAAUAAUAGAAUAAACAUGUCAUUAUUAAUAAUAAUAACAAAAUAGAAUAUAUUUUUAAAUAAUAAUAAUUGUGUUAAUGAUUUGACAAAAGAAUAUAUAAAAAAUAUAACAAAAAACAGUGAGAGAAAGAGAGUAAAUACAGCUGGCUGGACCGGAGGCUGUGAUGCACUGCGGAUGCAGUCAUAUCAGGCACAUUGACUCAUCAGUGUCGCCAACGUCAUGUAGCAUCUCAUGUUGAUUAAAAAAAUUAAUAAACAUACAAAAAAUAACAAUUAAUUAAUUGCUAUAAAUUAAAGUACAAUAGUCAAGUUGUUUAUUAAAUAUUAAAAACGAAAAUUUUCUAUGAAUGAAAAAAUUUCAUAAAAAUUAGUUCAGUUUGAUUGGCAGAACUGGCUCCUGACAACAAAUCACAACAAAUAAUCAACAAAAAAAUAUACGUGUCAUCUGCCUACUAUUUCCAUUCAAUCAAUUAAUAAUAUGUUUGAAUCAAAGUUGACGAGAUACAUAAGAAUAUUGUUAAAAUCAAAAAAAACAGUCAUCAUAUUAUUACCAUGUUUUUUGAUAAUAACACUUUAUUUGUUGUCUGAAAAAUAUGAUGAUUUAAAAAAUUAUCUAAAAGAUUACAAUACACUUGAAGAUAAUCAUGAUAAUUAUUUAAUAUGGAAUUCGAAAUGUCACAUGUUGACACAAAGCAAUGUGGAUCCAUCAAUAGAACAAUACAUAAAAAAAGAAAAAUACGAAUCAUGUUCAAAUAUAAAAUUACUUAGUAAAAUUGUCAGAACAAUUGAUGAUAAAUUUUAUCUAGUUAUUGAUAAAUCAGUUGGUGAUUAUGAGUAUGAUGAAUUUAAUUGUUGCUGGACACCAAUUAAUCGUGCAGUACCAAUAACCCAAACACCUGAUGAAGACUGGGACAAUAAAAUCAAUAUUGGUUAUUGUGAAAACUUCAAAGAUCGUAUUUUGAUACCUGAAAAUAUUGAAAUUGUCAUGAUAACAUGUAGAGCUGGACGUGUAACAAAAAAUGCAAAAUUAACAAGAAUAAUAUAUCAAAAUAUUCACUCAAUAAUAAAUCCAAAAAAAGUUGAAAAUAAUCAGCUAAAAAAUGACAAUAAUAAAAGAAAAAAAAUGAGUAUAUUAAUAAUGGGUUUAGACAGUGUUUCACGUUUAAAUUUUCAUCGUACAAUGCCAAAAUUAUCGAAAUAUUUUCAUGAUAAUAAUUGGCACGAGUUAAAAGGUUACAAUAAAAUUGGUGAUAAUACAUUGCCAAAUUUAUUGGCAUUAUUAACUGGACGUAAUCAAGAUGAUGCAACGAAAGAAUGUAAAUUAAAUAGUAAAUAUGGAUCAGAUGGUUGUCCAUUUAUUUGGAAUAAUUUUAAAAAUGCUGGUUAUAUUACAGCAUAUGGUGAAGAUAUACCACGUCUUGGUACAUUUAAUUACAAACAAGAUGGUUUUAUGAAUCCACCAACUGAUUAUUAUGUCAGGCCAUACAUACUUGCAUGUGAAAAGUUAUUAAAAUCAAGAAAAAAAUUUAAUUUUAAAUAUUGCAUUGGUCCUGAAUCAGCUGUUGAUCGUAUAUUUAAUUAUGCAAUUGAUUUUUCAAAGACAUUUAUUGAUAAAUCAUAUUUUGGUUUCUUUUGGACAAACACAAUAAGCCAUGAUGACAUGAAUGGACCAUCAUCAAUGGAUGAACAUUUUUUAAAAAUGUUUCAAGAUGUCAAUGACAAUGGUAUUACAAAUAACACAAUAAUUAUAUUUUUAAGUGAUCAUGGUGUACGUUGGGGUGAAUAUUUAGACACUCAAAUUGGCUGGCAUGAAAAUCGUUUACCAUUUAUGUUUAUUAAAUUUCCAAAUUCGAUUUUAAAUCAUAAUAAUAUAUCUAAAUCUCUAAAAUUAAAUGAAUAUCGUUUAACAUCACCUUAUGAUGUUUAUCAAACACUCAGAGAAAUUUUAAUUAACUCUGGUGGUUAUGCUGAAUCAAGUAUUGCAUGUCCAACUUGUCAAAGUUUAUUUACACCAGUACCAAUUGAACGUGGUUGUGAUGAUGCUGGUAUAUCAUCACACUGGUGUACUUGCAAUGAAUUUCAAGCAUCAAGUACUAAUAAUUAUGUUGCACUAAGUGGAGCUAAUGCAUUUAUAAAACAUGCUGAAAAUAUUGCUAAAAAUUAUCAAGAUGAAAAUGGUAAUCGUUUAUGUGCUAAGUUAGAAAUUGACAGUAUUUUAAAAAUUGAUAAAAUCAUUGAUUUUAAUAAUGUUAAUCAAACAAAUAAUAUUGAUAAAUAUUUUUUUAAAAUUCAAGUUAAACCUGGUUAUGGUAAAUUUGAAGUUACAAUUAGUACAAAUAAUUAUAAUGAAUUUUAUAUUUUAGAUAGUGAAAUAAGUAGAAUUGAUUCGUACGAAAAAACAUCAAGAUGUGUUGAUUAUGGCUUUAAAUGGUUUUGUCAUUGUCUUGAUUAUAAUUCAAGUUAACUAAUUGAUUUAUUUAUAUUUAAUAUAUAAACAAACAAAGCAACAAUAAUUAAACCAAAUUACAAAACAGAUUAUAUAUUUUCAUAGCUACAAAUAAUAUUAAAUACAAAUUUUUUUUACUCUGUCUUCUUGCUUUUUAAUAAUAAAAAAUAUAAGUUUUUUAAAAAAACACAAAUAUUGUUGUUGUUGUUGUUGUUGUUUUUUGUUUUUAAAAUAUAUCCACAGGAGGCGUUGUAUUCCAUUGAUGAAAAAAAUUAAAACACACUGUCCCAUCUGUAUGAAGCAAAUGAUUUUGUCAUCAGUGGCAUUGUGUAGCCAAUGAAUGGCUGCCUCUGAUCUUCUUGGCAAAAUUGUCCAUAAAAAAAAAAAAAAUUAACAAGUUAAUAAAUAUACUUAUUAAAACAAUAUAUAAAUUUAUAUAAUU